Molecule: messenger RNA, 1255 nt
Organism: Cicer arietinum (chickpea)
Lineage: Eukaryota; Viridiplantae; Streptophyta; Magnoliopsida; Fabales; Fabaceae
Product: xyloglucan endotransglucosylase/hydrolase protein 2-like
Biological process (GO): cell wall biogenesis; xyloglucan metabolic process
Cellular component (GO): cell wall; apoplast
Molecular function (GO): hydrolase activity, hydrolyzing O-glycosyl compounds; xyloglucan:xyloglucosyl transferase activity
Source: RefSeq, a predicted model, not a curated record
GGUUUGUUAUGGAGAAGGAUAUAUAAGUCAAUAGCGUAUUGAAAAUGCAAUUAUGGGACUCAUCAUGCGCUUUUGUUUUUCUAUAGUUCAUAUAUGACGCUAUGUUUAUCUCGUCGACAUCAUCUACUCUAUAUAUAGAUAGAUGAAGAACUAUAAGCCAAUUAAUAUCAACAACCAAAUCGAUUCACAAGUGUAUAAAAGACCAACCAAGAUUUCCCUAUGUUAUUAAUGAGUUCUCUGAUUUUUAUUUUUCUUGUGGUCCUCGUUCCGCAUGUUGUUCUUGCUAGAGGAAUUAGGAGAAGUGAAGAAAUAUUAGUAUUUGAUCAAAAUUAUAAGGUUACAUGGGGUGACAAUCAUGUUAUGUCCUUAAACCAAGGGAAAGAAAUUCAGCUCACAAUGGAUAACUCUUCAGGAGCUGGAUUUGCAUCGAAAAUGACUUAUGGCUCUGGAUUCUUCCAUAUGAGGAUCAAAGUGCCAGGUACUGACUCUGGAGGAGUUGUCACAGCUUACUAUUUGAUUUCACAAGGAAAUAGGCAUGACGAGUUGGACUUUGAAUUUUUGGGCAAUAAAGAAGGAAAGCCAUAUUCAUUACAAACCAAUGUGUUUGCAGAUGGUGAAGGAAAUAGAGAGCAAAGAAUUCACCUUUGGUUUGACCCCACAACAAAUUUUCACGACUACAAAAUUCUAUGGAACCCCCAUCAAAUUGUAUUUUAUGUGGACAAUAUCCCCAUUAGGGUUUACAAGAACAAUAGCAAUCUUGGAGUGAGCUACCCAUCAAAGGCUAUGCAAAUACAAGCAAGUUUAUGGAAUGGUGAAAAUUGGGCAACAGAUGGAGGCCAAACCAAAAUCAAUUGGAGUUAUGCACCUUUCAAAGCAAAUUUCCAAGGAUUUGAUAUUAGUGGAUGUCAAAGUCAAAGCUUAAUUGAUCCAAAUUGUGUUUCUUAUAACUAUUGGUGGAAUGACAAAAAUUAUUGGUGUUUGGAUCCUGCCGGCCAAAGACAAUAUGAAAAUGUAAAGCAAAAUUAUGUGAUAUAUGACUAUUGUAGUGAUAGGCAAAGGUAUCCUAUAGCUCCCUUAGAAUGCAUACAUUGAAAGAAUACUAAUAUGCCCUUUUAACCAUAUACUAUAUAAGACUACGUACUCCUAUAAAAUUCAACUAUGUUAGAAAAGUUCUAGAUAUGUAGAGGUUUGUAUUGUUUAGGGAGAUAUAUGAUAAAGCUUAUAUUCUUUACAAAUUUAUUAUAAUUUUGGAUCA